Callorhinchus milii (elephant shark) is the source of this 2158-nucleotide messenger RNA. RefSeq names its product zinc finger protein 664-like. The coding region runs from base 218 to 1525 and encodes 435 amino acids. The record is from RefSeq and is a predicted model, not a curated record. Lineage: Eukaryota; Metazoa; Chordata; Chondrichthyes; Chimaeriformes; Callorhinchidae. Gene Ontology annotation, biological process: regulation of transcription by RNA polymerase II. Gene Ontology annotation, molecular function: DNA-binding transcription factor activity; RNA polymerase II cis-regulatory region sequence-specific DNA binding. The transcript is spliced from 4 exons.
UGGGAAGCUCUGGCGUUGGGGGCGGGAGCUGAACAGGACCAAUGAGGAGCGAGUGGGCGGAGACAGAGUGACGGUUGGAGAAACACAAACAUGGCCGAGUCACUGAGAUCCAGAGUCACCGAUCAGAGCAAAAAGGAGAGCUCACCCAUCCCGUCAGGAUCAGCUGAGGAUGGAGGUGACUCCAAAAGAGUCGUGACUGAAGCAACAGGUUCAGCAAAUGAAGAGAGCGUUCUGGGCAAAAGGAGGAGGAUUCUCAGUUGGUGAAAAUAAACAUCUCAAAAUAUCUAAGAAAGGAGGCCGAACCGGAAAGAUUUUGAGCUCAAAACACAACCAAGCGAGUGGAGGAGAGGCCGGGAGCAGCAGAUACUGUUUGACAAAGAGGGAGAGAAGAAAUUGCACUGACGAAAGGAAUCUUCCUGAGGAUGACUACCUGUCUCCCAAAGUGGAUGAUCCUGAGUCUCACUCUCGCCCUCAUUGCAACGUUGUGUUUACUCAUACCGAGUUCUGUCAGAAAGACAGCAGAAGACAUCCCGAGCUCCGUCGAGACACAUCAACACAAUCUGCCUGUAGCGAAAAUGUUUCUUCACCGCAGAGAGAGUGUCAGGGAUCUAUCACGUAUACUGUUGCAGAAAAGGGGUUUAUGCAGAGUCACCAGCGAUCGAUCUCAGGAGAGAGACCGUAUAAAUGUGCCGAAUGCGAAAAGAGUUUCACAUCAUCAAAGAACUUCCGCAUUCACCAACGGUCACACACGGGAGAGAAACCGUAUAAAUGUGCUGAUUGUGGAAAAAGUUUCACAACAUCAAGCAACCUCUACGUUCACCAUCGAUUACACACAGGAGAGAAACCGUAUAAAUGUGCUGGAUGUGGAAAGAGUUUCACACAGUCAGGUGCCCUCCUAAGACACAAGCAAUCACACACGGGAGAGAGACCGUAUAAAUGUAGUGAAUGUGCGAAGAAUUUUACAACAUCAGGGGAGCUUAAGGUUCACUAUCGAUUACACACAGGAGAGAGACCGUAUAAGUGUGCAGAAUGUGGGCAGACGUUCACACACUCGGGUGCCCUCCAAAUUCACCAGCGAUUACACACAGGAGAGAGACCGUAUAAAUGUGGCGAAUGUGGUAAGAGUUUUACACAGUCGGGGAACCUCAAGUUACACCAUCGAUCACAUACAGGAGAGAGACCGUAUAAUUGUGCUGAAUGUGGAAAAAGUUUCUCACUGUCAGGGGACCUCAAGGUACACCAACGAUCACACACAGGAGAGAAACCGUUUGAAUGUGCUGAAUGUGGGAAGGGUUUCACGUCAUCAAGGAAUCUCCAGAUACACCAGCGAUCACACACCGGAGAGAGACCGUAUAAAUGUCCUGAAUGUGGGAAGAGUUUCACAACAUCAGGAAAUCUUCAGGUACACCAGCGAUCACACACAUAUGGAGAGAGACCAUACAAGUGUACUGAAUGUGGAAGGAGUUUCACUAUGAAACAGUACCUCCAAACACACCAGAAAGGGCGUAGAGGAGAGACUAUAUAAAUGUCUUGAAUGUGGGAAUAAUUUGCUGAUUCCAAGCAGAAGAAUGAUCACAAAUGCUCUGAAAGAUGUUACCACUGGAGGAAAGCUUUCCUGGAGCUGUUCAAAGUUAAAAUGAGAAGUUGCUUUGAGAUUAAGGAAAUAAUGUUUUUUUUGAUACACAGCAAUAUAUCCAUUUGAUCGAAUACCAGUGAUUCUCAGUUAAAAGAACAAAUGAUAGUUUUCCCCUUCUCACCUGACCAUGUGCUGCAGUCACUAACACACAGCUGUUGUGCACACGUGAGACUAUCACCAGAGAAAGCAAAACAGAAUUGCACGAUGAGAAAUCAGAGCCGGUGUGUCCCACUGACACAAGUCAUGGCCUCCACUGUUACAGCUCACAUCACAGGUUACAGCUCUGGUCUUUUACCAACAGGUUCGGGUAUCCUUCCUUGUUCAUUACCAACAGAAUGGGUCUGAAUUGGGUUAUUACCCACCAGUUUGCUGUGUGUUUGCUGAUUUAUAUCGUGGGUAAUGUAUUUUAUAUCAGCAGAGUAUUCUGUGUUUGUAGUUUUAUUUCCAGCGCAUAGUAGCAGAAUGCAAUCUGAUAGAGAUUUCGCUAUUAUUGUGGAUUAAUAAAGAAAACAAUUUGAUGGA